AUGACGGCGACCGGCGCCCAAAUGGGCUCGACAUGCAGCUUCUCAACUCGAAUUUCGCUUCGCUGGGUCCCCGAGCCCCCCGAGGAGACCACCGACACCAUCGUUCUCUCUGUAGGAGAAUGGUUUCUCGAUCUACGAAUGGACAAAAAAUCCGGCGCCAUUGACUGGGCGAUGGCGGGGACUCGAAUCGUCGAUAACCCCAAUGAAACACCAGUUCGAGUGCGCUUCACUCGCGAAUUGGACUCUUUCAAUGAGAUUGGCAUGGUCGAUCCAGCCACCUUCAGCCCCUUGCCGAACGGCGACGAUCUCGAGACAGGUGAGAUGCCCCGCACGGAUCGACCCGGGGCGCCCAUGACGGCCUUUGAAGAAGUUUGGCGGGAAUUGCCAUUCCGACAGGGUCCCGAGGGAGACCAAAGGGGCCUGUCUUGGGUCCUAGAAUCGGAUGAUGGGGAUCUUUUUCCCUCGGAGAGCCAGGAGGGACCGGUGGUUGUGACCAAGGUCUUUGUCGGUCGAAUCUGGGGCACUUACCUGGGCUUCCAGCAAGCUCAAACUCAUUCUCGGGUCAAAGAGUCGGACGGCCAGUGGUCGGUGACGAGAACCGGAGGGGAAGUCAGUGCUCGACGAGAGGAGUGGAGCGGAUCUACAUGGGAGAAGAAGUACGUGGUUGGACCCGAGGGAGAUAAUCUGCCCUCGAUGCAGAUUGGAUUCGAGGGAGAGGGUGAGGGCUCAUGGAGAGUUUCGGGUGAGAGAGUGACUCUUCACGGAAGAUCAUUCAUUGUACGCGCAUUUGAGGAUCUUUAA
Messenger RNA from Penicillium oxalicum, 801 nucleotides. RefSeq lists its product as uncharacterized. The transcript has 2 exons. Lineage: Eukaryota; Fungi; Ascomycota; Eurotiomycetes; Eurotiales; Aspergillaceae. Bases 1 to 801 code for a protein of 266 amino acids. The record is from RefSeq and is a predicted model, not a curated record.